UGGCAGAGAAGGCUUCUGGUUCCCUCUAAAAAAUCCCCAUGGCUUCUUCUAUUCUUUCUGCUGUUCUUCGUCUUCAUCAUCUUCCCAACUAUCUCUCUCCCCAUUUUACCCUUCAUUCACCUACAAUCUCCCACCAUGCCCCUUCUCUUCACUGCUCUGCGCCAGUUUUUUACAUUAAUUCUCUCAAAUUCUUCAAGUCCUCAAGAACGGUCCCUUUUGCUGUCACAGAAUCCGAUUCCCCUAAAUCCCUUGAACCCGACCCGCAGGCACUUCUUCAAGAAGUUGCUGACAGUUUUGUUCUCCCUGCGGAUUUUUUCUCUCGGCUGCCUCGCGAUCUUCGUCUCGAUUUGAAUGAUGCAGCCUUUGAUCUUUCAAAUGGUCAAGUUAAAACUGAGUGUGGUGAAGAUCUCGGGGAGGCAUUGCUAAAUAUAAGUCGAGCAUGGGAACAAGCUGACACAUCAACAUCCACAGCUUUAAUGAAGACAGUUCCUCAGCUGGCAGGCUCUUUGACAGGUUAUCAAAAAUCAGCACUUGGAAAGCGCUUAUUAUCUGCUGGAAGGAGGUUUCAAUCCAUGGGACAGUAUGGUCAGGGUGAAGUGCAGCUGAUUGCUGAAGUGAUGAUGAGGAAUGGAAAGCUCUUGUCUGCAAGUCCAGUAUCUGGAGGUACUGAUGAAGAACCAAAGCAACAAAUCCGGACCUUUAAGUUUGGUGAGCUUCAGGUUGCACUGACUUCAGAAAAAGCGUACAUUGGAGCUGCUAUUGGUGCUGUAUUUGGGGUUCUUUCUUGGGGAUUAAGCCAAGGUGUUGCAAGUAUACCUGAAAGCUCAUUGCAGUAUGCAAAUGACAAUGCUUUGUUACUUGCUAAGUCACUGCGUGGAUCUCUUCUCGUAAUUUUCUAUUCCUCUACAGCCUUAUCCGCUUUUGCUACAGUGGGACUUGUUUUACUUGCCGGACAACAUUCCACAAAUAUGGCCUCUUUGAGCUGCUCCGCCGCCGAGCUGAGCCCACUUCUGGGCGGAGCCGUGAACGCCACGGGGGCGGCGAGCUUCAUCUGCAGCCAGUUCACGGCGUUCUCCGCCCAGCUGACUGCCACGAAAUUCGCGGUGGACAACACGUACCUCCUCUUCUCCGCCUACCUCGUGUUCGCCAUGCAGCUCGGCUUCGCCAUGCUCUGCGCCGGCUCCGUCCGCGCCAAGAACACCAUGAACAUUAUGCUCACCAACGUCCUCGACGCCGCCGCCGGCGGCCUCUCAUAUUACCUCUUCGGCUUCGCCUUCGCUUUCGGCUCCCCCUCCAACGGCUUCAUCGGCCGCCAUUUCUUUGGCCUCAAACACUUCCCUACUCCUAACGCUGACUAUAGCUACUUCCUUUAUCAAUGGGCUUUUGCCAUAGCUGCUGCAGGAAUCACAAGUGGGUCCAUAGCAGAAAGAACACAAUUCGUGGCAUACCUCAUCUACUCUUCAUUUCUGACCGGUUUUGUGUACCCAAUAGUUUCGCACUGGUUCUGGUCUGGUGAUGGUUGGGCCAGCGCAUCAAAAGCGGACAACGAUCUUUUGUUCGGGUCUGGGGCGAUUGACUUUGCCGGUUCAGGGGUGGUCCAUAUGGUGGGAGGGAUAGCCGGGCUAUGGGGAGCGUUGAUUGAAGGGCCGAGGAUCGGCCGGUUCGACCGGACGGGUCGGUCCGUGGCGCUGCGGGGCCACAGCGCUUCGCUUGUAGUGUUGGGGACUUUCUUGUUGUGGUUCGGUUGGUACGGGUUCAACCCGGGUUCGUUUUUAACGAUAUUGAAAGCGUACGACACGGAGGCCGGUCCGUAUUACGGGCAGUGGAGCGCGGUGGGGAGGACGGCCGUGACGACGACGCUGGCGGGGUGCACGGCGGCGCUGACGACGCUGUUUGGGAAGCGGUUGUUGGUGGGGCACUGGAACGUGAUAGACGUGUGCAACGGACUGCUCGGCGGGUUCGCGGCGAUAACUUCGGGGUGUGCCGUUGUGGAGCCGUGGGCGGCGAUCGUGUGCGGGUUCGUGGCCGCGUGGGUGCUCAUAGGGGCCAACAAGCUCGCCUCGGUCUGCAAGUACGACGACCCGCUCGAGGCGGCUCAGCUCCACGGCGGGUGCGGCGCGUGGGGGCUGAUCUUCACCGGUUUAUUCGCCAAAAAGAGCUACGUCAACGAAGUCUACCCGGGCCUCCCGGGCCGCCCGUACGGGCUGUUCAUGGGCGGCGGGGGAAAGCUACUCGCGGCGCAGAUCAUCCAGAUUCUGGUGAUUUUCGGGUGGGUUUCCGCCACCAUGGGGCCGCUGUUCUACAUGCUACACAAGCUCAAUCUGUUGAGAAUCUCGUCGGAAGAUGAGACCUGCGGAAUGGAUCUGACGAGGCACGGCGGGUUUGCGUAUGCGUAUAACGAUGAAGACGACCCGUCAUCACACUAUCCGGGAAUCAAAAUGAGGAGAAUCGAACCGUCCAAUACUCCCACACCGGAUCACAAUUCCCACCCGUCGGCGGUAUGACGUACUGCAAAUGCAUGGACCACAGCAACCAAAUUACUUAGCUUUCUUUAAUCAUAUUAUAAAGUGUGCUUUUUAGUGUAAUACUUUAAUGUAGCAGGUUUGUCUGGUUUGGUUUUUGUGGUUUGUCUGGUUUAAUCAUGAGGUGUAUCCUUCACUUCUUGAUUGUAAGUUGUAAGUUGUAACAUGUACAUAAUAAGUACGAGCCGAGGAUGUUUGAUUAGGUUCAACAUAAUUAAUGAAAAAGCCCGUAGUUCCUAUCUGAAUGUA
Molecule: messenger RNA, 2771 nt
Organism: Ipomoea triloba (trilobed morning glory)
Lineage: Eukaryota; Viridiplantae; Streptophyta; Magnoliopsida; Solanales; Convolvulaceae
Product: ammonium transporter 1 member 2-like
Exons: 11
Coding region: 39-2504 (821 amino acids)
Biological process (GO): ammonium transmembrane transport; ammonium homeostasis
Cellular component (GO): membrane
Molecular function (GO): ammonium channel activity
Source: RefSeq, a predicted model, not a curated record